This is a messenger RNA of Arachis stenosperma, 2021 nucleotides long. Its product is annotated as nucleobase-ascorbate transporter 3-like. Gene Ontology annotation, biological process: transmembrane transport. Bases 169 to 1812 code for a protein of 547 amino acids. The transcript has 14 exons. Lineage: Eukaryota; Viridiplantae; Streptophyta; Magnoliopsida; Fabales; Fabaceae. Gene Ontology annotation, cellular component: plasmodesma; plasma membrane. Gene Ontology annotation, molecular function: transmembrane transporter activity. The record is from RefSeq and is a predicted model, not a curated record.
ACACUAUCAAAUAGAAAUAUAAAAUAGUAAGAUACAGUGCAUCUUUGUAUCUUAAUAAAAUAUGUAUAGUAAGACUAGUAGUACUUGUUUCCCUUUCUCUGAUUCCUUUUGAAACGAGCAAAAAACAAGAGUAGUUUGAGAUACUAGACUGUGUAUGUGUGGGUGAAUAUGGGAGAGACAGCGAACCACCCACCACCCGUGGCACCGGCACCGGCGCCAGCACCACCACCGCCUAAUCUUGCACUUUCAAGGGGCCCCACUUGGACUCCAGCUGAACAACUCUUGCAGCUUCACUACUGCAUCCACUCCAAUCCUUCAUGGCCACAAGCACUUUUACUUGGUUUUCAACACUACAUUGUUAUGCUUGGAACAACGGUUCUGAUCGCAACUACACUAGUGCCUCAAAUGGGGGGUAAUCAUGGUGAUAAAGCACGCGUGAUUCAGUCAUUGCUGUUUAUGUCCGGUGUGAACACGCUACUACAAACAUGGUUCGGAUCAAGGCUUCCUACAGUGAUGAAUGCAUCAUUUGCUUUUGUUCUUCCUGUGCUCUCCAUCAUUAAUGAUUACACCGACAGAGUAUUUCCAUCGGAACACGAGAGGUUUAUCUACACAAUGAGAACAAUACAAGGGUCUCUUAUUGUUUCUUCCUUCAUCAACAUCUUCCUUGGGUAUAGCAAGUCAUGGGGAAGUUUAACAAGAUUGUUUAGUCCUAUAGUCAUUGUACCUGUGGUAUGCCUGGUGGGUCUUGGUCUUUUCAUGAGAGGCUUUCCACAGCUUGCAAAUUGUGUGCAGAUUGGACUACUUAUGCUCAUACUACUUGUCAUAACCCAACAGUAUUUGAAGCGUAUUCAUCCCUCCAUGAAUCAUGUUCUUGAGAAGUUUGCUUUACUUAUCUGCAUUGCUAUCAUCUGGGGAUUUGCCGCCAUCCUUACCGUGGCCGGUGCAUACAACAAUUCCAAAGAACGGACACAAACCAGUUGUCGCACGGAUCGCUCAUACCUCAUGUCUUCUGCACCAUGGAUUAAAAUUCCAUACCCAUUUCAGUGGGGUACUCCAAUAUUCAGAGCCAGUCAUGUCUUUGGGAUGAUGGGAGCUGCACUUGUCACAUCUGCAGAGUCAACUGGGACUUUCUUUGCAGCAGCCAGAAUCUCUGGUGCAACACCACCUCCAGCCCAUGUGCUCAGCCGAAGUAUUGGGCUUCAGGGUAUAGGCAUGCUGCUUGAAGGCAUUUUUGGUGCUGCUGUUGGUACUACUGCAUCAGUUGAAAAUGUUGGACUACUUGGUCUAACUCAUAUAGGAAGCAGAAGGGUAGUGCAGAUAUCUUGUGGUUUCAUGAUCUUCUUCUCAAUAUUUGGGAAGUUUGGAGCAUUUUUUGCAUCAAUUCCCUUACCAAUCUUUGCUGCUAUAUAUUGUGUUCUAUUUGGUAUUGUGGCUGCUGUUGGGAUCUCAUUUAUACAAUUUGCCAACAACAAUUCCAUGAGAAAUAUCUAUGUUUUGGGGGUAUCCUUGUUUCUUGGGAUUUCAGUACCUCAAUAUUUCAUCAUGAACACUGCCCCAGAUGGACAUGGCCCAGUUAGAACAAACGCUGGAUGGUUUAAUGACAUUUUGAACACCAUAUUCUCUUCUGCUGCAACUGUUGCAAUAAUUGUUGGGACUAUUCUUGAUAACACACUUGAGGCAAAGCAUGCAGCUAAUGACAGAGGAAUGCCAUGGUGGGUUCCUUUCCAGAACAGAAAGGGAGAUGUUAGAAAUGAUGAGUUUUACGGUCUUCCUCUUAGGAUAAACGAGUAUAUGCCCACCAGAUUUCUCUAAAAGCUGGUUUUUUAUUUAAAUAAAUAGAAAAAGUUCAGUGUUUCCAAUUCUAAGUAAACUUAUCAAUAGGGUCUUGUGAAAUGUGGAUAUGGUUUUCCAAACCGGGUUUUAAUUCGCAGUAGACAUUGUAAGAUUGAAUCACUUUUAAUUUCGAGUGUAAUUAUAGGUAGAUAUUAAUUAAUAAUAACAGUUAUGGUAAGUGCUUUAUU